This is a messenger RNA of Puccinia triticina, 1377 nucleotides long. RefSeq lists its product as uncharacterized. Gene Ontology annotation, biological process: glycosphingolipid biosynthetic process. Gene Ontology annotation, molecular function: hexosyltransferase activity. NCBI's taxonomy places the organism in Eukaryota, Fungi, Basidiomycota, Pucciniomycetes, Pucciniales, Pucciniaceae. The record is from RefSeq and is a predicted model, not a curated record. Bases 1 to 1377 code for a protein of 458 amino acids. The transcript has 2 exons.
AUGUCCCCCUCGAAGUCGCUGCUGCCCUCGGCCACCAGCCCGCCCAGGAAGACCGCCCACCGGACCCAGCAUGCGCUCCACCGGCUCGGCCAGGCGCUGCCGGCCGGCCUCCAGCGGGCCAUCCAGCUCGUGCUCUCCCGCUACCGGCUCAUCCUCGGCCUGCUCGCCGCCGCCGGCCUGCUUUUCCACUAUCUCGUCCAGACCCACAUCCAGAUCGACUUCUACCGCCGGGCAGCCCUCACCCAGCUCCUCCCGCCCGCGCCGCCCGGCCUGUCCCGCCGAUGCUUCGCCCCCCACUUCCUCGCCAACCCCUUCGAGAUCCAGCCCGGCGCGUUCCCCUCCUCGCCGGCCUACAACCUCUCGCUCGGCACCCUCGGGCUCCAGCCCAAGGUGCUCGCGCUCUCCCCCGGAUUCAACCUGCCCCACCACGACGACUGCUACCGCUUCGCCGCCACCAUCCCCCAACGGCCGACCGAUGCCAUGCUGCGCGCACACACCCUCGAUGGCCAGCAGACCACGUACUACCAUCUCUACUGGCGCUCCGACCUCUCCCCGAUCUCCGACCGGCAGAUCAUCACCCUCAAGAGUCUCCUGGCCACCCAGGACUUCCGGACGGCCCCCAACGCCAUCCUGCCCAUCAGCCAGCUCAUCCUGUGGACGAACCCCUCGGCCCGCUCCCUCGAGAACGACCCGCUCCUCGCCCCGCUUCUCUACCGCUACCGCGACAGACUGAGCCUCCGGAUCAUCGACCUGGCCUCCCUCUCCAAACAUACCCCGCUCCAGGAACACCAUCUGCUCGCCUCGAUAUUCGAUAAAAAGGCCUGGCUCGAUGGCGACCUCAUCCGGGUCCUCGUCCUCUGGCACUACGGCGGCUUCUGGAUCGACAUGGAUAACCUCGUCCUCAGAGACUUCCGAGUCCUUGGCGAGCACGAAUGGGUGGUCCAAUGGGACUGCUACGACAAACCUUACGAACCUCUGAACGGACACAUCAUGCAUUUCCUCAAACACUCGCCCUACCUCUGCGAGAUGAUGGAGAUGAUGUCCAAGCCGCCCUGGCCCCGACGAGCCUCGACAGACUGGGGCCAGCACCUAUACCAUCGCCUAUACCGGAGCCUGAUCAGCUCAGGGGUCACGCCCUUCAAGGUCUUGCCGUACUGUUUCACCGACGGCCGAAGCUGCACGCUCAAGGACAGGAUCCCCGACCCUUUCGAUCCGAUCCCCACGCCCUCCAACGUCCAAGAAUGGGACCAGGCGCUUGCCACUAAACUCAAAUCGCUCUUCGCUAUUCAUUUGCACAACCAGUGGCAUAAACAGUUCCCGAAAAACGGCUGGGUUUAUCGGCUCUAUAUCAACCAUUGGAACACCAUCAUCGAUUAA